GGGCCUCCCUCCGUUCCUUUCAAUGGCUCAAAUGCCGCUCUUUUCCCUCGUCGUUCUCACAGACAUUUCGGCUGGUGAGUGGUUCAGCUGUUAUCGAUCUCUAAUUUUAGAACCGGAAUCUCUCGCUCUCUCUCUCCCACCUUUCUUUUCUCCGGCUUUUAACUAAUGGUCGGCUCGAUUUGCACCACAGAGGAUUUCAUCUGUGGCGGCAAUUUUUCUGUUAUGCUGGAUCGAUAUAUAUCUCUUUCUCUCUGCUUGUAGAUGUUGAUUUUCUCGUAAAAAUUAGUCGUCCAGAUUGCGGGUUUUCGUAGUUCAGAUUUUUUUGAAGAAAGUUAGCGGUUUGAGCUUUCCAAUUCCAAUAUUCUGCUGAAUACGAAUUGAUGCGUAGUGUCCUUAUGAUGCAUUUGUGGUAGGAAACUGACUUCCCAGAAAAUAAAGGUGGAAACUUUUUCUCCUUCAAAUGCAACGCUCAUUCAACUGUGAUGGGUUUUUUGUUCUGUAACUAGAUAGUUUUGGCAGAAUGGAUUCAAGGAAGGGAGAGGAUAGUAAUAACGUUGGAGUAGUUGGUGCUGAGGCUAUGGAAAGAUCAAUGUCUCAGUUGAAAGGACAUGGGAGCUUCAAAAAUAGGGAUAUUUUAUUUAGGGCUGAUCAGAUUGAUCUCAAAAGCUUAGAUAUUCAGUUGGAGAAAAAACUUUCCAAGAUUUGGCUGAAUGAUGUUCUUGGCUCUAGAAGAUCCAAGAAGGAAUGGGAAAUUGAUCUUUCUAAGCUUGAAAUAAGGUAUCUUGUAGCUCAGGGGACACAUGGUACGGUGUUUCGAGGCAUUUAUGAUGGUCAAGAUGUUGCAGUGAAACUAUUGGACUGGGGAGCAGAUGAACAUGCAACAGAUACUGUUACUGCUGCUCUUCGAUCAUCAUUUCAACAAGAAGUUGCUAUGUGGCACAAACUUGACAACCUACAUGUGACAAAGUUUGUUGGAGCAUCGAUGGGAACCGCUGACCUGAAAAUCCCAAGCAGUAACUCACUUCCAGCACCAGCAUGCUGUGUUAUUGUGGAAUACGUUCCUGGAGGCACAUUGAAACAAUAUCUUAUCAGACACAGUCGAAGGAAGCUGCCUUUCAAGGUUGUGAUUCAGCUCGCAUUAGAUCUUGCUCAUGGCCUGAGUUAUCUUCACUCAAAAAAGAUCGUCCAUCGAGAUGUGAAAACUGAAAAUAUGUUGCUGACUGCCAAUAGAACUGUAAAGAUUGCUGACUUCGGUGUUGCUCGUGUUGAAGCUCAGAAUCCCAAGGAUAUGACAGGUGAAACUGGGACUCUUCAAUAUAUGGCUCCAGAGGUUCUUGAAGGAAAGCCUUAUAAUAGAAAGUGUGAUGUCUAUAGCUUUGGUAUUUGUUUGUGGGAGAUAUAUGUUUGCGACAUGCCAUACUAUAAGCUUACUUUCAGUGAAGUUUCUUACGCUGUAGUUCACAAGGAUUUGCGACCAAAAAUACCACGAUGUUGCCCAAAUUCAUUGGGAAAUAUUAUGAAAAGAUGUUGGGAAUCAAAUCCAGACAAAAGGCCAGAGAUGGACGAGAUUGUCAAACUUUUAGAGGCUAUUGACACAAACAAAGGGGGUGGCAUGAUCUCUGAAGACCAGUUUCAAGGUUGCUUUUGCUUUGCAGCUCGUGGCCCUUAGAAAUUUUAAUAUGUUUUUAAAAGCUGGAAGAGUAAUUAGGAUGUGCAUUAUUUAUAUCCGUUGUAGUUUCUGAAGUUCAAUCUUAUAUUUAUUGAUCAUUUAUUUGCC
Messenger RNA from Dendrobium catenatum, 1777 nucleotides. Its product is annotated as serine/threonine-protein kinase STY13. The transcript is spliced from 6 exons. Gene Ontology annotation, biological process: protein phosphorylation. The record is from RefSeq and is a predicted model, not a curated record. Lineage: Eukaryota; Viridiplantae; Streptophyta; Magnoliopsida; Asparagales; Orchidaceae. Gene Ontology annotation, cellular component: plasma membrane. The coding region runs from base 521 to 1669 and encodes 382 amino acids. Gene Ontology annotation, molecular function: protein kinase activity; ATP binding.